Messenger RNA from Populus nigra (black poplar), 1304 nucleotides. Its product is annotated as transcription factor MYB93. Lineage: Eukaryota; Viridiplantae; Streptophyta; Magnoliopsida; Malpighiales; Salicaceae. The transcript has 3 exons. The record is from RefSeq and is a predicted model, not a curated record. The coding region runs from base 41 to 1066 and encodes 341 amino acids.
UCUUAAGGGGAAAAACAUAAGAUACACUGUCUAAUAGAAAAUGGGAAGAUCUCCUUGUUGUGACGAGAGUGGCCUCAAGAAAGGUCCCUGGACCCCUGAGGAAGAUCAAAAACUCGUCAAAUAUAUCCAAAAGCAUGGCCAUGGAAGCUGGAGAGCCCUCCCUAAACUUGCUGGUCUUAACAGAUGUGGAAAAAGUUGCAGGUUAAGGUGGACAAACUAUUUAAGGCCAGAUAUCAAGCGAGGAAAAUUUUCCCAAGAAGAAGAACAAACAAUUCUAAAUCUCCAUUCCAUCCUUGGCAACAAAUGGUCAGCGAUUGCUGGCCACCUACCGGGGCGGACCGAUAAUGAAAUCAAGAAUUUCUGGAACACCCACCUGAAGAAAAAACUCAUUCAAAUGGGUUUUGAUCCUAUGACUCACCGGCCUCGAACUGAUAUAUUCUCAAGCAUACCUCAUCUUAUUGCCCUAGCUAACCUGAAGGAACUCAUAGAUCAUCAUUCAUUGGAAGAACAUGCUCUCAGACUGCAAACAGAAGCUGCACAAAUGGCAAAACUUCAAUAUUUGCAGUAUCUCCUUCAACCUCAGCCUCCUGCAGCUUCUAAUAAUGCAACAAGCUCAAACAACCUAAACAAUAUCAGUGCUAUUGGUGAAAUGGAAGCUUUUAAUCUCUUGAAUUCACUUGCUUCAUUCAAGGAUAGCCCAGUCUCAAGUUUAUCCCAGUUUGAUUUAUCAGCUUCCUCUCUUCAAGGGAUCAAUGAUUUAAUGCCCUUCUCUCAUUUGCCUGACUUACAAAUCCCUUGCAACUAUCAAACACCACCAAACAAGGACGUGCUUGAUCAAGCUCCUGAAUUGACAGUGUUUAGUCAAGGAGAGAACUCACCCAAUUCUCCAUGGCAGCUUCCUUCAUCUUCAACUCCAUCUCCUCCUUCAGUAUUUCCACUUGUACCACAGAAUAGUGGCAUGGUCAACAACUUGGGAGAUGCCUCUAGCACUUCAAGCUAUGUAGGAGAAGCUCCUUCAGUUUGGCAUGACAUCCUUGAAAAUCCUUUGUUUCAUGAUAUUGCUUAGCUUAAUUUUUCAUGUGUGUGAAAGGUUUGGAGUUUCACCACCAUUUCACUGUAUAAUGCCACAACAUAUAUACUGUUUAUAACUCCAUGUAUAAUCUAUACACACAGUAGCACAUUGCACUACUCAUCACGGUAGAUAGAUUUGCAUGCAUGUUUUUGAAUGUAAGUUGGAACAGUUUUUCAUCAUGGAGUGUUACCAACUAUAAUUAUAUGCAAUUAAGGGACUGAUUUUAUUGAAA